AUGACAAUCAACCCACUAGGCAUCCGCGUUUCCAUAGACCGCGGCGGAACAUUCACAGAUGUUCACGCGUCCAUCCCUGGGCGUGAUGAUAUUAUCCUCAAACUCCUCUCGGUAGAUCCCGCAAACUACCAGGAUGCACCGACGGAGGGAAUCAGGCGUAUUCUCGAGCUGGCAACUGGCCAGAUCCUGCCGAGAGGCGAGCCUCUAGACCUCUUCCACUUCGAGUCCAUUCGCAUGGGCACCACGGUCGCUACCAAUGCCUUGCUGGAACGCAAAGGCGAGCGCGUCGCACUCAUCACAACCAAAGGCUUCCGCGACCUCCUCGCCAUUGGCAACCAGUCCCGUCCAGAUAUUUUCGACCUGUCGAUAUCGCGGCCAGAUGUACUUUUCGAGACUGUCGUCGAGAUCGAUGAGCGCGUUACAAUGGAAGAUUACACAGAGAACCCGGAGCCGACCAAGACAGAGGUCGACGGCACCAAACCUGAGCUUGUUUCUGCAAUCACAGGAGAGACCGUUCGCGUUCUCAAAAAGCCUGAUAUGGAGCUUGUGGAAUCCCAACUGCUGGCGCUAAAAUCUCAAGGCUUUCGCUCGGUUGCAAUUGCUUUUAUUCACUCCUACGCAUAUCCCGAUCAUGAGCUGCAAGUCGGUCGCAUCGCUCUAGAGAUGGGCUUCUCAGUUACCUUGUCCGCAGAGGUGCAGUCAAUGAUCAAGAUUGUCCCCCGCGGUACGUCGGCUGUGGUUGACGCCUACCUGACACCCAUCAUUCGCCAAUACAUUGAUUCCAUUUCUGCCAACUUUCGCGGCGGCUUCUCGUCCGCAGCUACGCGCAUCGAGUUUAUGCAGUCAGACGGCGGCUUGUCAGACUAUCGAAAAUUCAGCGGCCUCAAGGCCAUCUUGUCUGGGCCUGCCGGUGGUGUCGUGGGCUACGCACAAACCUCUUGGGACGAGGAGGAGAGAUGCCCGAUCAUCGGGUUCGACAUGGGUGGCACCUCCACAGAUGUCUCGCGGUACGCUGGGUCCUAUGACCAUGUAUUCGAAACUACGACUGCCGGAGUGAACAUUCAAUCGCCUCAGCUCGACAUUCACACAGUUGCGGCAGGUGGCGGUUCUAUUCUCACCUGGAAAAAUGGUUUGUUCAAUGUUGGACCGGAGUCUGCCUCGGCACAUCCUGGCCCGGCAUGUUACAGAAAAGGCGGUCCAUUGACCAUUACAGAUGCAAAUCUCUUUCUCGGCCGACUAUUACCAGAGUACUUCCCGAAAGUCUUCGGCCCCAAGGAAAAUGAGUCGCUCAAUCGCGAGAUUGUGGUUGCCAAGUUCUCAGAGCUUACGAACCAGAUCAACAACGAGAGGAUCGCAGCUGGUCUCUCUCUAUUUUCACCGGAGGAAGUGGCCCUGGGAUUCCUCAAGGUUGCCAAUGAAGGCAUGGCUGGCCCGAUUCGCGCUCUCACUGAGGCCCGUGGCUAUGACGCCGCUGAUCACCAUCUCGCCUGUUUUGGUGGUGCUGGCGGACAGCACGCUUGCGCUGUGGCCGAGGUGCUUGGGAUCUCGCGCAUUAUCAUGCACAAAUAUUCCUCGAUUCUAUCUGCUUACGGCAUUUCGUUAGCAGAUGUUGUGCAGGAACUUCAGCGACCGGCUGCUCUUACCUGGAGUCAAGAUACGCACAGAUCUAUUCAGCUAGAGCUGCAGCUACUUGCCGACCAGGCAAAACUCGAUCUCAUGAAGCAAGGUUUUUCGGAGGGCCAGAUUGCAUUUGACCUGUACCUCAGCAUGCGAUACGCGGGUUCCAGCAGCUCCCUCAUGAUCCUAAAGGGCUCUGACUGGAAUUUUCGACGUGAAUUUGAAGAAGCGCAUAUUCGUGGUUUUGGAUUUCACUUUCCCGAGAAAGAUAUCAUCAUAGAUGAUUUCAGGGUCAGGGCGAUUGGCAAGAGUCAGUCCAAGAGCUUCAAAACGCCCUACAGCCAACUCAAAGAUAUGAGUGAUCAGGACGGGACUGUUGCCAGCCCUGUUGGAAAAAAGACUGUUUAUUUUGAAGGUGCCGGUCACGUUGAUACGUCUGUUUACGAGUUGCAAACCCUCCCCACCGGAGCUCGAAUCGCUGGCCCAGCUGUGGUCAUUGACAAAACGCAGACUAUAUUGGUCAGUCCAGGCGCGACUGCGACCAUAAUAGAAAAUUAUGUCGUAAUUGACAGAGACGUCGCGCCGGCGAUCAAGAAGGUCGAGGAGGAAGAGUUUAGCCCCAUUCAGCUUUCUGUAUUUGCCCAUCGUUUCAUGGCUAUUGCAGAGCAGAUGGGUCGCACGCUCAGAAAAACAUCUGUAUCUACAAACAUCAAGGAGCGCCUGGACUUUUCUUGUGCCAUCUUCAGUCCCGAUGGAGGCCUGGUCGCCAACGCGCCACAUGUGCCAGUUCAUCUAGGCUCGAUGCAGUUUGCUGUGCAAUACCAGCACCGUUUGUGGGACGGCAAGCUGCAAGAGGGAGAUGUUCUCGUGUCCAAUCACCCCUCAUGCGGUGGCACCCAUCUUCCUGAUAUCACAGUCAUUACCCCCGUUUUCGAAAAGGGUGCUUUGGCCUUCUACGUCGCUUCGCGCGGCCAUCACGCGGAUAUCGGAGGGAUACUUCCAGGCUCUAUGCCACCCACAUCGUCCGCACUUUGGCAAGAAGGCGCGGCAAUCGAGUCGACCAAGUUGGUAAGUGGUGGCCGUUUCAACGAUGAAGAGAUCCGCCGCCUGCUUCUCGAGGAACCCGCCAAGUAUGAAGGUUGCUCGGGUACUCGUCGCUUGAUGGACAACAUUUCCGACCUGAAAGCGCAAAUCGCUGCCAAUUCAAAGGGCAUCAAUCUAAUCACUGUGCUGAUCGAGGAAUUCGGCCUCUCAUGUGUUCAUCGCUACAUGUAUGCGAUUCAGAACACGGCCGAAGAAGCUGUCCGCGAGCUCAUGCUUUCGACGGCCGCAAAACACGGCCCAGAGCCUCUCGUUGCUGUCGACUACAUGGAUGAUGGGACACCAAUCAAGCUCACCGUGACAAUUGCCAAUGAUGGCUCUGCCACAUUUGACUUUACAGGCACAGGAAACCAUGUCCUAGGCAAUACAAAUGCUCCGCUCGCCAUCACACACUCUGCCAUCAUCUACUGCUUGCGCAGCUUGGUCUCCUCUUCGAUCCCUCUGAACCAGGGCUGUCUAGCUCCCAUCGAUAUCAUUGUGCCGCAAGACACAAUCUUGAAACCUGGGUCUGGUCUCGCCGUUGUUGGCGGCAACGUAUUGACUUCUCAACGCGUGACUGACGUCGUGCUAAAGGCAUUCCACGCAUGUGCUGCGAGCCAAGGCUGCUGCAACAACCUCACGUUUGGUACAGGCGGCAAGGAUCCCAUCACUGGCGAGCACAAGGAAGGCUUCGGCUACUAUGAGACCAUUGCGGGCGGUGCUGGCGCAGGCCCAACAUGGGCGGGCCAAAGCGGCGUUCAUACCCACAUGACCAACACGCGCAUUACCGAUCCUGAGGUCUUUGAGAAGCGUUAUCCCUGUAUUCUCCGUCGCUUCGAACUACGGACCGGCUCCGGAGGGAGGGGCAAAUUCCGCGGUGGCGACGGAACCGUGAGAGAGAUUGAGUUUCGCGUGCCCGUGCAGUGCUCGAUCCUGAGCGAGCGACGAUCAAGGCAACCGUAUGGCAUGGAAGGCGGCGAAGGCGGCCAGACAGGUCUGAAUUCCGUACUCGUGACGGAUAAGAUGUCGGGCGGCAAGCGACUGGUGAAUCUCGGCGCCAAGGCGACUACGAGGCUUGAGCCUGGUGAAAGGGUGAUUAUUCAGUCUCCCGGUGGAGGUGGCUGGGGAAGUGAGUUGUAA
Messenger RNA from Beauveria bassiana ARSEF 2860, 3837 nucleotides. Its product is annotated as hydantoinase B/oxoprolinase. NCBI's taxonomy places the organism in Eukaryota, Fungi, Ascomycota, Sordariomycetes, Hypocreales, Cordycipitaceae. The record is from RefSeq and is a predicted model, not a curated record. Bases 1 to 3837 code for a protein of 1278 amino acids. Gene Ontology annotation, molecular function: 5-oxoprolinase (ATP-hydrolyzing) activity. Gene Ontology annotation, cellular component: cytosol. Gene Ontology annotation, biological process: glutathione metabolic process. The transcript has a single exon.